UCCCCGUCUUCGCCGUGGGUCACGUGACGUGUUGCAGAGUUGAGAGGUCAAGCGGCCAUCUUGUGCCGGGCCCGGGGCCCUCACGGAGAGACAUGGCGUCGUUUUCGGAGUCGGCCCUGGAGAAGAAGCUGUCGGAGCUGAGCAAUUCGCAGCAGAGCGUGCAGACCCUGUCCCUGUGGCUGAUCCAUCACCGGAAACACGCGGCCGCCAUCGUUACUGUGUGGCAGCGGGAGCUCCAGAGAGCAAAAUCAAGCCGGAAACUGACAUUCUUGUAUUUGGCCAACGACGUGAUCCAGAACAGCAAACGGAAGGGCCCUGAAUUCACCCGAGAAUUUGAGAAAGUGUUGUUGGAAGCCUUUUCGCAUGUUUCCAGUGAAGCAGAUGAUGGUUGCCGGAAACCAUUGGAGAGGUUGCUGCACAUCUGGCAGGAGCGUAGUGUCUACACCGCUGACUUCAUCCAGCAGAUCAGACUGGCAUUGGAUGAGGAUGACAGCCCCAGGGAGCCUCCAGUGGUCGAGGAGAAGGCAACAUUGAAACGCAGUUUUCAGCAGGUCCAAGAAGAGGAGGAUGAUUAUCCAGGCAGCUAUUCCCCUCGGGAUCCUUCCACUGGUCUUCUCCUGACCGAUGAUCUCAUUAAAGCUCUGCAGGACCUGGAGAAUGCCGCCUCUGGAGAUGCAGCAGUAAGGCAGAAAAUUGCCUCCCUUCCACAGGAGGUUCAGGACGUGUCUUUACUGGAAAAGAUUACAGACAAAGAGGCAGCAGAGCGACUUUCCAAGACAGUAGAUGAGGCGUGCCUGCUGCUGGCAGAAUAUAAUGGGCGGCUAGCGGCAGAACUAGAUGAUCGUCGGCAGCUGGCGAAGAUGCUAUUGGAGUACACACAGAGCCAAAAGGAGACUUUAACAAACAAGGAGAAGAAGCUAGAGGAGUACAAACAGAAGCUUGCCCGUGUAACGCAGGUCCGGAAAGAGUUGAAGUCCCAUAUACAGAGCCUGCCCGACCUGUCACUACUACCCAACGUCACGGGUGGACUGGCACCUCUUCCUUCCGCCGGGGAUCUCUUCUCUACCGAUUAGGAGCAACUCUUUGUUUGGUCCACUCCUUUAUCCAUCCACACCUAAACCUAAACACCAGCAGAGGAGGAGUGGAGUCUUACUGAGCUAGAGAGACUGGAACGGGAUCCUCAAUGAAUUAUGACCCUAUGGCGCCCACCAGGGAGAGUAACUACAAGCCAGUGCCCCAUCUCUUUCCCAAGUAGAGUCUUAGUGUCAGCUGCUGAUGGACAAAGCCAAGAGGGCAUUUGCUGGGCUCCCACCAUCUUUAUGAAUUUUUUUUUAGAGACUCGUUUAUGAUGUGUGCACAGAUUAUGCUUCUUGAUUCGCUUUUUUGGCAGCUUCUCUUUCCUGUUCCAAUCAGGAGAUGGGGGAAAUUAAUUUUGUGUUCAGGUGCAGCAUGGCUAAUUUCCUUGUAAUGUGCUGCUGGUCAGGAGUAAUACACAAUAUAGUGUGUCUCAUUCUGAAGCGUGUCCGAGAGUC
Molecule: messenger RNA, 1532 nt
Organism: Nanorana parkeri
Lineage: Eukaryota; Metazoa; Chordata; Amphibia; Anura; Dicroglossidae
Gene: RPRD1B
Product: regulation of nuclear pre-mRNA domain containing 1B
Exons: 7
Coding region: 93-1073 (326 amino acids)
Biological process (GO): mRNA 3'-end processing
Cellular component (GO): RNA polymerase II, holoenzyme
Molecular function (GO): RNA polymerase II complex binding
Source: RefSeq, a predicted model, not a curated record